Aspergillus welwitschiae is the source of this 1371-nucleotide messenger RNA. RefSeq names its product RNA methyltransferase. The transcript has 3 exons. NCBI's taxonomy places the organism in Eukaryota, Fungi, Ascomycota, Eurotiomycetes, Eurotiales, Aspergillaceae. Bases 1 to 1371 code for a protein of 456 amino acids. The record is from RefSeq and is a predicted model, not a curated record.
AUGAAGAAGCGUUCGUCCCUGAAAGUUUCUUCUUCGUCCUCCACUUCCCCUUCUCGCCCAUCUGCAUCGCCUUCUUCCCGCCGCCCUGAAAUGCGCCGUCCCAACUAUAAGAGACGCAAGACUACCCACGAAGAUAGUCCUCCUUCGCACCACAAUGGCACAACCGAUCCCCUGUUCACCGAGAAGCCCUCAGCCGUCUUCACCCCCAAGGGUGGCCGAUCGCAUACACUCAGCGUUGCCAUUCCGGGCAGCAUCAUAGCCAACGCUCAUUCCGUCGAGCAAAAGACCUUCCUAGCCGGUGUAAUCGCACGCGCCCUUGCCGUAUUCUGCGUCGAUGAAGUUGUGGUGUUUGACGAUAAUGAAUAUGGCGCCCAUUGUGAUUAUUAUGACCAUAGAGUCUCCUAUGACUCACCCAUUGCCAAAACUAGAGACCAAGUUGAUGGCGAUACAUCCUCUCCAAAAGCAUAUACCGCGAAUUCAGACCCCUCGCACUUCCUGACUCACGUCCUGUCGUAUCUUGAGACUCCACCAUAUUUGCGCAAGCAUCUCUUCCGCAUCCAUCCCAAUCUUCGCACCGCUGGAUUGCUGCCCAGCUUGGACAUGCCUCAUCACUUGCGUGCCAACGAGUGGUGCGACUUCCGUGAAGGCAUUGUCGUUCCUAGUUCAGCGCGGAAAAGUAACCCGGCCAGCAAGAUCACUCAGAUGAGCAAAGAUCAUCCUUUCCACCGUCGUAAUAGCUCUACUAAUAAUGGCCCUGCCACAAUUGUUGACACGGGUCUCUCACAGAAGAUAGUUCUCCCAAACAUCCACCUCCCAGAACAUGCCCGAGUCACUGUUCGAUUUCUCCAGCAUGAGUUCCCCUAUGCAGAACCCGUACACCCAUCCACCCCUCGUGCCGAAGCAGGUUAUUACUGGGGCUACUAUGUGCGACGAUGUCGAUCUCUCUCUUCCGUUUUCACGGAAAGUCCCUAUGACGGUGGCUACGAUCUGUCCUUCGGCACGUCCGAGCGUGGUGUGCCUGUCUCCGCAGUGCUAGAGGAGAAGCCACAACAAGCACAUGAUCGCUACAAGCAAGGCCACUCCUUUUGUCGGGAUCAGAUAUCGCCAGACUUCCAGCAUAUCCUUGUCGUCUUCGGUGGUGUCGCUGGGAUUGAGGCAGCCGUCCGGAACGAUCCUCAACUCCGUGACAUGGCCAUCCGCCCAUCCGAUGCUGGCAAGCUCUUCGACUACUGGGUAAAUUUCCUACCCGGACAGGGAAGCAGAACCAUCCGCACUGAAGAAGCCGUUUGGAUGGGGCUAACGAGUCUCCAAGGCCUGCUUGAUGGCACCCAUCGGUUGAGAAAGGCAUACCGAUGUGAUCACGACGGUUAA